Puccinia graminis f. sp. tritici CRL 75-36-700-3 is the source of this 1128-nucleotide messenger RNA. RefSeq lists its product as uncharacterized. Bases 1 to 1128 code for a protein of 375 amino acids. Lineage: Eukaryota; Fungi; Basidiomycota; Pucciniomycetes; Pucciniales; Pucciniaceae. The record is from RefSeq and is a predicted model, not a curated record. The transcript is spliced from 7 exons.
AUGCAUCCCGCCGAACUCAACAGAUCCGACGUGCCCGACGCACAAUCUGUGGAGAAAGCUUCUGCAAAAUCUCAAGUGCCCGACGCAGGAUCUGCCGAGGAAGCUCCUGUCACGGUUGCUGCCCCGCCCAGCAAAUCCAACGAGCCCGAUGUGGCAUUAGCUCCCAAGGCUGACGAGCCCGAUGCAGCAUCAGCUCCUAAGGCCGACGAGCCCGAUGUGGCAUUAGCUCCCAAGGCAGCUGACCAAGCCAUAGAAACCGCCGCGGCAGUUGAAGACCUCUUUACCAAGUUUGAACGUCAAGCGUUCUUCGGUACCCCACGCGCUGCUGCCGAAGAGAGCGCUUCCGGAGUACCCGAUGCGGCACCGGUUGGCCAGGGAGUAGAAACCAUCGCAGGGCUCUUCACCGAUGCAGAGUUUGAAGCAAUGGCAGAAGGGCUCUUAACCGAAGCAGAGCUUGAUGCGAUCAUCCAGACCUUGAUUACCACCGGGAGAUAUCGCGGGUCUCUGACGCUGGAGCAGGUAGAGCAACUCAAAGCCAAGUUUCCAGCCAUCAGAGACAGCAAAUCCCACAAGCCCGAUGUGGCAUCGGUGGCAUCGACUCCCAAGGCCGACCAAGGGGCUGGCCAAGAAACCGCCGUGGCAGCCGACAACGCAGCAGAAACCGCCGUGGCAGCCGACGAUCUCUUCACCAAGUUUGAACAUCAAGCGUUCUUCAGCAUCCCAGGCACCGCUGCCGAAGAGAGCGCUUCCCGAGCACCCGAUGCGACACCGGCUGGCCAGGGAGUAGAAGCCAUCGCGCCGGCAGAGGGGCUCUUGACCGAGGCUUCAGUUGACGAGAUCCUCCGCACCUUGAUUACCACCGGGUUAUUUCGCGGUCGCUUGACGUUGGACCAGCUUAGCCAAGUGAGCGACAAGCUUUCAGCCAUCUACGGCUUUAGCGGCGCCCUCGACAUGGAAUACACCGAGACUCCAGAUGGGGUGGUUCCUGGGAACUUCGUACUUCAAGCCCUCCUCAAGCAAUGGUCGCGCGGCAGUUAUGAAAGUACAUACUACUACUUUCCGGAUUACAUAGCUUUUCGAAGCAUGCAAUUCGAUGUAGAUAACACCGGAGGUGAGGCGUAUAGUUAA